GGAAAAAUAGAGUAUUGAAUCGAUAUUUGACAGUUGAUAUUUGAUGAAUUUAAAUGCCUCUCCCGUUGGUUACUUUUUGGAAUGCAAAAAAUCAAAAUAGGUGUAAUGCCAUUUGAUUCGUAGACCUCCAUUGGAGAUGACAAGCACGUGACUUUCAACUGCUAACUCUCGACCCCGCCAAAUAGGUUUUCAUAAUUUCAGUUUUCCUGACAAGGUUAUUUAUAUAUAAUCUACCGAAAAUGGAAGAGCAAAAUUGGAGACGGUGGUAAUCAAUCAAUUUGACUUUGAGAGAAAUGGAAAUUGAAGUGCGUAGCUUGACAGGUGAAUCAAUCCGAGUUUCAAUUGAACCAAACAACACAGUUCUAGACCUAAAGCUCAUCCUCAACCAAUGUUUCCCUCCGGCUUCUUCUUCACCUAAUUUCCACAUUUUCUUCAAGGGUGUGAAAUUGAAGUUGCAGAGCGAGAUUAGUAGGUAUUCGAUUGGGUUUGGGGAUUUUUUAGUUGUUGUCCCGUUUGUGAAAAAGGAUAGGCAUAGAGUUGAAACUCCCUCAGAAGAUCCUAACCCUAAUCAUAAAUUCGAGACUGAAUUAGCUGAGUCCGCAUGGUCUGACUUGAUGCAAGACCUCUCGUCUAUUCAAUAUACUUCCAACUGUGCAAAGUUACCCGAGGUUGAACCGAAGUCCACGAAUUCUGAAAAUGAGAAUGCCCGUGAUAGGGGGGGAAUCUCCACAAAGAAUGCAUUGGGUAAGGGUAAAGAGAAAGGACCUUCAUAUGAUGUUUUACUAAGCAUAUUACAGACUUGUGGCGGUAAUAUGUUUGAUGAACAGAGUAUAAAAACGUUUAUUGUGUUUAUGGAUUCUUUAUGUUGUUUAAGUAGUCCAGCUACAGGGUGUUGUGUUAUGAGAGAAGCUAAUGCUAAUGCUCUACCGGACGGUGAAUUAUGCGUCUGUCCUCUGUGGUUGAAGGACAUAAUAAGGGCAUUUUCUUUCCUAAACAUUUACUCAGCGUGCCUUCAGCUUUGGCAGAAAAAUAUUACAUUCAGUGCAUUCAAAGGACCGCUUGACCAACUCCAUUUAUUUGGCUUUAGGCCCGGGAUUGCUGACCUGGAGCUUCUCUCUCAAGUUUGUCCUCAGGUGAUACGUAUUGUUAGCAAUGAAGUAGAGGCAACAAAAGUAAACGGUGCCCUUGUUAUUACCAAGUACGGAGAAGAAACAAAUCACCAGCAUGAAGAUCAACGUAUCACAACUGCAAAACGGUUACCUAGGUCUAAGAUUAUAAAUGCAAUGAAGAAAAGAGAAACAUCCUUGAAAACUAUUCUUUCAGAGGCAGCAAAGUCAUUGAUGUUUAAGGAAGGAUCAAAGAUGGUCAAUUCUUUCUCAUUAGAAGAUCUUCUGGAUUUUGUAAAGAAAGCUGAAACUACAGCAGCCGAAACUAAAGUGAAACGAGAGAGGAGUAAAAACUCUCCUGCUUCAAGUUCUCAUUCUUAUGAAGCACCGUGUCAUGACACGAAAUCAUUGCUACCAGAGGAAAUGGUCGAGCAUCUACGAAGUGGUCUAGGAUCUCGGGGACAGGUGGUUCACAUUGAAGAGAUAAAUGCGAGGAAUGCUAAGUAUGUCGAGAUCCCUUCUCAUCUCUCUGAGAAUAUCAAGUCUGCACUCAACCGUGUGGGCGUUACUAGAUUGUAUAGCCACCAGGCGGAAUCAAUUAAAGCCUCCCUUGCUGGUAAACAUGUAGUUGUGGCAACCAUGACAUCUAGCGGGAAAUCCCUUUGUUACAAUAUUCCAGUUUUGGAAGUAUUAGCCCAAAAUCCAUUAGCAUGUGCUCUCUAUCUUUUCCCUACAAAGGCAUUAGCUCAAGAUCAGUUGAGAGCUUUGUUGGCUAUUACACACGGGCUUGAUGAUAGCAUAAAUAUUGGGGUAUAUGACGGGGACACUUCUCAGGAAGAUAGACUGUGGUUGCGAGAUAAUGCCCGACUGUUAAUAACGAACCCAGACAUGCUACACGUCUCAAUUUUACCAUUCCACGGACAUUUUAGACGAAUAUUGUCAAAUCUGAGAUUUAUCGUGAUUGAUGAAGCGCAUUCUUAUAAGGGGGCAUUCGGUUGUAAUUCUGCUCUAAUAUUUAGAAGGCUUCGUCGAAUCUGUUCUCAUUUGUACAGCAGUGACCCUUCUUUUGUAUUCAGCACUGCGACUUCUGCCAACCCCCAGGAGCAUGCUAUGGAGCUAGCAAAUCUACCAGCUGUCGAGUUAAUUGAUAAUGAUGGUAGCCCUUCCGGUUUGAAGCUUUUUAUGCUCUGGAAUCCUCCUUUAUGCCUGAAAACUGUUUGGAAGAGGAAAAAGACGGGCUUGGAGGCUAAACAAUAUGUUGAAAAAAAUGUCAUUGCUGGACGCUCAAGUCCUAUUUUAGAGGCCUCACACCUCUUUGCGGAAAUGGUUCAGCAUGGGUUACGUUGUAUUGCAUUUUGUAAAACACGCAAACUUUGUGAACUUGUUCUCUGCUACACGCAUGAAAUUCUUCAAGAAUCAGCUCCUCAUCUAGUAGAUAAAGUGCAUUCUUACCGCGGAGGCUAUAUUGCUGAGGAUAGGAGAAGAAUCGAGAGUGAUUUAUUCAAUGGUAAUAUAUGUGGUAUUGCUGCCACAAAUGCUCUCGAGUUGGGCAUUGAUGUAGGUCACAUUGAUGUCACACUCCAUCUUGGAUUUCCUGGUACCAUAGCAAGUCUGUGGCAACAAGCUGGAAGGGCAGGAAGACGAGAAAAGUCGUCACUUGCUAUAUACAUUGCAUUUGAAGGACCUUUAGAUCAGUACUUCAUGAAGUUUCCGCAUAAACUCUUCAGAGGUCCAAUCGAGUGUUGCCAUGUUGAUCCGAAUAAUGAUCAGGUGCUGCAGCAGCACUUGUCAUGUGCUGCUCUUGAACACCCAUUGAGUUUGGUUCACGACGAGAAGUACUUUGGUCCUGCCUUAGAGGGCUCCAUUACGAGACUUCAAAACAAAGGCUUCCUGACAACUGAUCCAUCUUGUGAUUGUGCUUCUAGGAUGUGGACCUACAUUGGUCAUGAGAAAUCUCCAUCAGGUGCUGUUCACAUUAGGGCCAUAGAAACUGUGCGAUAUAGUGUAGUUGACAAGAUAAAGAAUGAAGUCCUUGAAGAAAUCGAGGAAAGUAAAGCUUUCUUUCAGGUUUAUGAAGGUGCAGUGUAUAUGAAUCAAGGAAAAACUUAUCUUGUAAAUCAUUUGGAUUUAUCAAGUAAAACUGCUUGGUGCCAACUUGCUGAUGUAAACUACUACACAAAAACCCGUGAUUACACGGACAUCCAUGUGAUUGGGGGUGAUAUUGCCUAUCCAGCUAGGAUCACGGAUCACCAGUUUACAACAACUGCUCAAACAAAUACUUGCAAAGUAACCACUAGUUGGUUUGGUUUCCGCCGUAUAUGGAGAAAGAGCAACCAGGUUCUUGAUACUGUGGAACUCUCACUUCCUGACUACUCCUAUGAAUCGCAGGCUGUCUGGAUUAGAGUUCCACAGUCAGUAAAGAUAGCUGUUGAGGCUUUACAUUACUCAUUUCGCGGGGGCUUACAUGCUGCUGGGCACACCCUUCUUAAUGUAGUUCCUUUAUUUAUCAUAUGCAACCAAUCAGAUUUAGCUUCAGAGUGCGCAAAUCCUCACGAUAACCGCUAUGUUCCUGAAAGACUUCUGCUUUACGACCCUCAUCCCGGCGGUACAGGCAUUUCUGCCAAGGUUCAACCUAUUUUUAUGGAACUGUUAAGUGCUGCAUUAGAACUGCUUUGUUCAUGCCACUGCGCAGGAGAUGCUGGUUGCCCAAACUGUGUACAAAGCGUUGCUUGUCACGAGUAUAAUGAGGUUCUACACAAGGAUGCUGCAUUAAUGAUCAUUAAGGGUGUUAUAGAUGCUGAGCAAUCUAACUUAAACGAGAACGCCGAGUCACCCCCAACUUGAGUCCAGUUUUUCUCGGGUUUUUUUUACGGGCUAGGAAAUUUUUGGUUGUAAUUUAAUGCAAUUUUACUACUUGCUCAUGUAAAAGGAAAAGUUAGGAUAUAUAUAUAUAUAUAUAUAUAUAUAUAUAUAUAUAUAUAUAUAAAUACACAUACCUCUCAAAGUAUGACCCUUGUAACACUUUACCUCCUGAAGUAUGAUAUGUAACAUUUGCCUCCUUAUGUUCAUUUGUCAAA
Messenger RNA from Erythranthe guttata (spotted monkey flower), 4183 nucleotides. Its product is annotated as UBQ, helicase-c and DEAD-like helicase domain-containing protein. Gene Ontology annotation, molecular function: 3'-5' DNA helicase activity; ATP binding; nucleic acid binding. Lineage: Eukaryota; Viridiplantae; Streptophyta; Magnoliopsida; Lamiales; Phrymaceae. The record is from RefSeq and is a predicted model, not a curated record. Gene Ontology annotation, cellular component: nucleus. Gene Ontology annotation, biological process: nucleotide-excision repair; interstrand cross-link repair.